AAACGUUAUCGCAAUUUCUGAUGCGUUUCUUGUUACGGCCAAUCAGACAUAGCGGAGCUCGCUCCUCGAUGCACUUGGCUCGGGCGUUCUCGGCACAGUUCGGCCGAGUCAGCGGCAGUAGAGCCAGUAGCCGAGCUCGCGCGGCACGGAGGGUUACUAGCCUUCCCGCCAGUCCGCCGUCUCGCCUGACAGCCGGCUGCUCGCGUCGGCAGCGCUCGACUUCACAUCGUAAACAAUAAAAAAAACACUUAACAUUGUCAAUGAAAACCUUAAAAAAUCCAGUCGAUAAAAACUUAACUUUAGUCCUCAAUCUUAAUAACUGCAAUAACCAGUAAAUCUAGACGGCCGGCCGCAGUGACUUUGGAAAUGUAAUGUCAAGUGUUUUGGUGAUCGAAGUGAAAGGAGUUCUUUCGUAUAAUUGUGAUACUGAAGUGCUGUGUAACUGUGCCGAGCUCGGCCAAUGAUUAACCAUAAGUAGAACAGACUUGGAAGCAUGCUCGAUGAUGUACCGGCACGAUAGAAACUCGAUGACUGUAAUUGAACGCUGUUUAUCAAUCGAAGUACAUUGCUGCACUUAAUAUUCUACAGUUGAUGUUCGUAUGAAUUGAAGCAAUGCCGGCGCUCCGGCUACUGGGGCGCAAAUGGCUAGCCGCCUCGGACGAUCUCGUGUUUCCGAGCAUCUUCGAGCUACUUUGCCGUUUUGUAUGGCUGGUGCUGAUAGCUCUCGUGGUAGAAGUGAUAUUCCCGGUAACAUGGCGAUGCCAGUCGGAAGGCUGGCACGGGGGCGCGUUCGUGCGGCUGUACCUGUGCGGCGCGCUGGUGCUGCAAGCGGUGCUGAUGCUGCUGCUGGCGGCCCUGGCGCACCAGUCCGCUAGGGGUACCAUCACGGAGGUCGACGCAAGGAAGCUCGUCUCCCCGCUCUUGUUGAUGAAGGUGCUGCUGGUGUUGCCGGAGAUAGCCUUGAACGUGAUGGGCACCAUGUGGAUGUUCUGCGACGUCAUAGAGUGCUCGGUCUCCGACAAGUUCUCCAGCGUAGUUAUUCAGAGCAUAGUCCUUUUCAACUGGGUGCAACUCGCGCUGACGGUGUUCGGUCUGUUCAUGGUGUUCGACCCGCUGGGCUCGGUGAACUACGGGGACAUGGUGGAUACGCCCAACCAGGUGCGGCACCACCGCAAGGUCACCGGCUUGUGGUCGAGGCGGUUCCGCUGGGCCUUUUGCUGGCUCAAGCGAGAUGAGCACGGGAAGGAAGCCUUUCAGCAGGUUGCCGCUCUCCUCAGCGCCCUAUUCAGAUCAACAGACCUAGUCCCGUCCGACGUCGUGGCGGGCUGCGUCCUACUCCGAGUCCGCCAGAAGCGAGAAACACGGGAGAUGCGACGCAUUCAAAUGAUCAACGACGAAGAGCCCAUAUACACCACAGAUGUCAACAAAAUCUUCUCCGAGACCCCGCCCUGGAUGAACCUAAAAGACGCUUUGCAUUACCUCAAGCUGUCCAUAGCGGCGUAUGGGUGGCCCUAUGUGUUGUAUCGACACUGCUUCACUGGGUUCUGCAAGUUGGCCAGGCACUUGACGUGUUGCUGUUGUCGUCCCAAGAACUCGAUCGUAACGGACGACAACUGCUGCAUGUGUCACUUCGCCGGCGUCAAGUACAUGUCCAAAAUGGAAGCCGAUGACAUCAUUUUCGCGUCUUUCAACAAUCACGUCUUUGAGCUCCCGUUCUGCGUGAUAGCUGACCACGAACGAGAAAGUGUGGUGGUGGCUGUGCGCGGCUCCAUCUCCCUGCGGGACAUCUUCACAGACUUCACCGCCGGUUCCGAGCGGUUUGAGGCCGAUGGGUUGCCUGAAGGCACGGCAGCGCACAAAGGCAUGUCGAUGGGCGCCGCCAAGAUGCUGAAGCGGCUGAUGCCGGUUCUGGACCGCGCCUUCCAGCAGUACCCGCAUUACGACCUAGUGCUUACAGGUCAUAGUUUGGGCGCCGGAGUAGCAGUAUUAGUAGCGUUAAAGCUUAGGCCCAGGUAUCCACACCUCAAAGUAUUCGCGUUCUCUACGCCUGCGGGUCUAAUAAGCCGCGAAGCCGCCCGCUACACGGAGAGCUUCGUGCUGACGGUGGGCGUGGGCGACGAUCUGGUGAUGCGGCUCAGCGUGCACAGCAUCGAGAACCUGCGCACCAAGGUCAUACAGACCAUACACGCCACCAAGCUGCCCAAGUACCGAAUAAUGCUAAACGGGUUCGGCUACGCGUUAUUCGGCGUGCCCGCCCGAGACCUGGAGUCCACCUGGCGGCGGCCCGAGGACCUGGAGGCGAACCACUCGGACGACUCCGCGGACGCCCUGCUCGUCCCGGGCGUCUCCACCGUGAGUGCUGAGGCGGCGCUAGUGUCGCGCAACGUGUUCGUGCGUCGGUUCUCUACGGCGCGGCUGUUCACGGCGGGACGCAUCCUGCACAUCGUGCGACGCAAGCGCAUGGGAAUUGAGAACAAUGACGAUGAGGAUGAAAAUGAAAGGAAAGUGCGCACCCAAGAGCCAACGUACGAGAUGCGAUGGGCGUGCGCCGAGGACUUCAUGGAGCUGCAGGUGAUGCCGCGGAUGCUGCUCGACCACCUGCCCGAGAACGUGCACCGCACCAUACAGACCGUGCUGGACGAGCGACACACCUACCGCGUCACGCAACACCUCUAGAUGGCGCUGUUGUCAAUUGUUGGUUUUAAAUCUCAACGGAAAGCAGCAAGGCGGUGUAGUGCUUUGCAUUUACAACGGUAGGGUGCCACGAGGCAGUGCUUCUUGUGUGGCUGUAAUGGUCGAGUUUAUCUGUUUUGCUGUGGAUAAGACAACUGUCAUGUUUUGGGAGAGUUAGUGCGAUUGACGCAUGUGUUCAUUGUGCUAUCCACAGCGGUAAUCGAUAAAACCCGACUAGAGAA
Cydia amplana is the source of this 2915-nucleotide messenger RNA. It is a transcript of the gene inaE, whose product is annotated as diacylglycerol lipase-beta. The coding region runs from base 613 to 2676 and encodes 687 amino acids. Gene Ontology annotation, molecular function: triacylglycerol lipase activity. The record is from RefSeq and is a predicted model, not a curated record. Gene Ontology annotation, cellular component: plasma membrane; cytoplasm. Lineage: Eukaryota; Metazoa; Arthropoda; Insecta; Lepidoptera; Tortricidae. Gene Ontology annotation, biological process: neurogenesis; diacylglycerol catabolic process; arachidonate metabolic process. The transcript has 15 exons.